AUGGCAGACAAACACGAGUCCAAGGGUCUUACAUUGACCGUCCUAGGCGCAGGAACAAUGGGCAUAGCCAUCAUGGGCGGCGUCAUGUCCUCGCUCGCCUCUGCCAAAACCGCCGCCGUCGUCUCCCCCUCCUCCACUAAGAAACCCACACCCAACCUCUCCAACUUCAUCGCCUGCGACCAAUGGGCGCCCGCCGAAGAAAACGUCCGCAAAGCCCUGGGCCACUACGCCUUCCCGCUGCAAACCCUCACAAACCAGAACCUCAAGGGCGUCCAAGAAGCCGACAUCAUCCUGCUGUCGUGUAAACCCCACGGCUACAAGCAGAUUCUCGGCGAGCAGGGCAUGCUCGAUGCGCUCAAGGGCAAAGUCCUCGUCAGUAUCCUCGCGGGUGUGACGCAGCAGCAGCUCGAGACCUUCUUGUACCCAGAGGGCGCGCACAAGGUCGAGGGCGCAUGCCGAGUGGUGCGCGUCAUGCCCAAUACGGCGAGUUUCGUGGGUGAAAGCAUGAGCGUGAUUCAGAUUUCAGAUCCGCCGCUGUCGGAGCAGCAGGCUGAGCUCGUCAACUUUGUCUUUGGCAGCAUUGGCCGUGUGGUGUCGCUGCCGCCAGCGAAUAUGGAUGUGAGUACGGCGCUGUGCGGCAGUGGUCCUGCCUUCUUUGCCCUGAUGCUGGAGGCAGCGACGGAUGGCGCUGUGGCUAUGGGGCUUCCGAGGGCUGAGGCGCAGAUGAUGGCUGCACAGACGAUGAGGGGGACCACGGGGUUGGUGUUGAAUGGAGAGCAUCCUGCCGUGUUGAAGGACAAGGUUUCGACACCUGGUGGCUGCACGAUUGGUGGGUUGAUGAGUCUGGAAGAGGAUGGGGUGAGGGGUGCGGUCGCGAAGGCGAUUAGAGAGGCUACGGUCGUGGCGUCGAGGUUGGGCGGGGAGACGAGAGUGUUUGUGAAUCAUAGACGGUAA
Plenodomus lingam JN3 is the source of this 954-nucleotide messenger RNA. RefSeq lists its product as uncharacterized. Gene Ontology annotation, molecular function: pyrroline-5-carboxylate reductase activity. NCBI's taxonomy places the organism in Eukaryota, Fungi, Ascomycota, Dothideomycetes, Pleosporales, Leptosphaeriaceae. Gene Ontology annotation, biological process: L-proline biosynthetic process. The record is from RefSeq and is a predicted model, not a curated record.